GGAAAUUUUCACCUCGAUAGCGACCAUCACAAACUCUCCUGGGUAGAUCAAAUCACAUUCUACCUUCUCCACCCCUCUUGGCCAAUGAUUUCGUAGCAUGACGGAUCGAUACUGAUACUGCGUUUAGUAAUGGGUUGGCCAAGGCUCUCAAGAUUCGCUGCAACUGUAUCAUUGCAACAUGUAUCAAUGCAACUGCGACGCCGCGGAUUUGAACGUAAAGUGGCUAAAUAUUCUCUUCUCUUGAACGCAUACGACUCCCAUCGAAGGAAAUCUCCCGCCUCUGCCAAUACUGCUAUGCGGCGCAUUCAUAGGCUGGCAUUUUCCUCAAUAUUGAUCCCUCUGCCUCUGGGAAACGUAGCAGCGCUCCGCAUAGAUCCACCUUUACCUGCCAACGUCACUAGACUCGAACCUGUUCCGUUCAUUUGGCAUCGCGAUUCGAGCGAUCCAGAUGAAUUUGGAUUUGUCAAGUGGCAGCUUGAAGGUCAUGACAAGGGGCCUUCUGAUGUCUACUUCGUAAAAGAUUCAGAGAAUGAAAGCGGUUCUUUUACCUUGACUUUCACUACACCAUCACCUUUUCUGGUCUUCGCAGUAAAACGGCAUUCUACAAAAAGCCCGUUCUUCACCGCACCUGGAACACUAGUGGCACUGUCAUCGGCCGUAACAACCUCGAGCCCAAGUCCGAGCCCGAGCCCGAGUCAGAGUCCGAAUCCGAAUCCGCCUGAAACUAGUACAGAAACUCGUACAGAAACGACCUCCACCACGUCCAAUGCAACACCUAUCACCACAUUGUCAAGUACUUCCACUCGCGCGAAUUCAAGUCGUGGAACUACGACUAUACCUCAACCUACUGCAACAAACAGUACCCCCCCAAUCGCGCAACAGAAUCAGAGAUCAAAGAAAGGUGCCAUCAUCGGCGGUGUUAUCGGGGGUCUGGCUGGUCUGAUUGUUGUCAUCGCAUCUAUCUUUUACCUUCUCAGGCGGCGAAGGAAAAGAGCACAUCAGAACAACGAUCUAACACCCUAUUUCGAGGCAGGUAGUGCAACCUCCACGGAUGCACGAGACCAGAAGGUGCAAAUCAUUGGACUACAGAGAGAGCGGCUCGAACGUCAGCUGGAGGCAUUUGAACGAACUCCUCCUUACCCUAAUGACAGUGCUACCGAAGUUGGUACGGUAUCGCAAACUGUCAACGAUGCGGUUCAGGCCCUUCGGUGUCAGAUUGAGCUCCUGACGGAUAGACUGACUAGACUAGAAGGGGAACGGACCGAACGACUGCCUCCUGACUACUCUUCUGCUUGAAUAGAAAAUGGACUACGAACAAUGUAUGUAUGAAUAGUCGUUCUAGCUAUGGGAACAAUCACAAUGUCAAGGAACAUUAUUCGCCGCAACUGGAGUAAGAUAAGAUAAAGUGAUAAGAUC
This is a messenger RNA of Marasmius oreades (fairy-ring Marasmius), 1416 nucleotides long. RefSeq lists its product as uncharacterized. Lineage: Eukaryota; Fungi; Basidiomycota; Agaricomycetes; Agaricales; Marasmiaceae. The transcript is spliced from 8 exons. The coding region runs from base 130 to 1296 and encodes 388 amino acids. The record is from RefSeq and is a predicted model, not a curated record.